Trichoderma asperellum CBS 433.97 is the source of this 2583-nucleotide messenger RNA. RefSeq lists its product as uncharacterized. Gene Ontology annotation, biological process: chloride transport; transmembrane transport. Gene Ontology annotation, cellular component: plasma membrane; Golgi apparatus; early endosome. NCBI's taxonomy places the organism in Eukaryota, Fungi, Ascomycota, Sordariomycetes, Hypocreales, Hypocreaceae. The record is from RefSeq and is a predicted model, not a curated record. Gene Ontology annotation, molecular function: voltage-gated chloride channel activity.
AUGUCGCAGCCGACCUCUCCCCGUCUCUCUCGCCGGCCAGUUGCCAUGCGUCGCCAGAACUCGGCCAACGAGCCCGACGAGCGCGCUCCACUACUCUUAAACACCUCUCGAUCACGUAUUCGAAUCCACGGCGGGGCUGCUUCACCACGCCGUCCAAAUUUAUCCCGCGAUCAGAGCCACUCAGAUAGCAUCCCGGGCACUCGACACCAUAGCCGUCGCUCUUCUUGGGGGCAGCGCCUAGUCAAUGCGUUCUCUGAGCGAUCCAUGUCAGAGUCCAAGGGCUCCAUCUUCCCCGACGAGCGAGUAUGGUACGAUCAGUUUACAAGCACCGAUUGGGUGCACGAUACGAUAGCCGACUCCUAUCGCGUGAAAGCGCUCCGCAGCAGAAAGGAUUUCUGGGGUCGAAUCCUGACGACCAUUGAUGGGAGCCAGGGUUGGAUUCUCAGUGCUCUUUGCGGCUUUGUUAUUGCCCUGAUAGCGUAUACAGUCGAUGUAGCAGAGUCUGUUGUGUUUGAUUUCAAGGACGGUUAUUGUGCAAAAGCCUGGUAUUUUGAUGAAAAGAGAUGCUGUCCUAGAGGACGCACCGACUGCGAGGACUGGAAGACAUGGUCUCAAGCACUGAAUUAUCACCCCUUUGGAGAAAAGUGGACGGAUUUCCUCAUCUAUGUCGGAGGCGUCGUUCUCUUUGCUUGCGCCUCUUGCUGGGUGGCCCUGUGGACAAAGACUGUUGUUCCCUCAGCCUAUCGUUUGACCACCUUGGACGAAAAUCUUGCUGCUGAGAGCGCCCAUCCCGUGCCAGAUGAAGGCCCUGGCGAUGAUAGUGCAAGCCCUCGACAGGUGAUUGAUAGCAAACCGGACAAUCCGCCCAUGGUUUACUACUCAGCAGCAGGCAGCGGUGUCGCCGAAGUUCGAGUCAUCCUCAGCGGCUUUGUUCUUCACGGUUUCCUCGGCCUGAGGACGUUAAUUUUCAAGAUGGUCUCGCUAAUUUUGAGUGUGUCUUCGGGAUUAAGCAUUGGCAAAGAGGGCCCAUUCGUUCACAUGGCCACUUGUGUUGGCAAUAUCGCGUGCCGUCUCUUUGCAAAGUACGAUCGUAAUGAUGCCAAGAGACGUGAAGUUCUCUCUGCUGCUGCCGCGGCUGGCGUAGCCGUGGCUUUCGGCGCGCCUCUAGGAGGAGUGCUGUUUGGCCUGGAAGAAGUAUCGUACUUUUUCCCGGCCAAAACGCUGUUUCGGACAUUUUUCGCCUGUAUCGUUGCAUCACUUUCUCUAAAGUUCUUGAAUCCGUAUGGUACCCACAAGAUUGUCAUGUUUGAGAUUCGGUACCUGAUCGAUUGGGAGUACUUUGAACUGGGAUCUUUCAUCUUUGUCGGCAUUGUCGGAGGCGCCAUGGGAGCUCUCUUCAUCAAAGCAUCCAAGUAUUGGGCACAAUCAUUCCGUCGGAUUAGGGUUAUCAAGGCGUAUCCAAUGCUGGAGGUGUUUCUCGUGGCUGUUGUAACAGGUCUCAUGAGCUAUUGGAAUCCAUUAACCAAAGUAACAGUCCAAAAACUUCUUCUCAACCUGGCUUCUCCGUGCGACCGUACUAAGAGCGACAGCCUGGGGCUUUGCCCGAGGUCAAUCGAUGACAUACCCUUGAUUUUGUCGACGCUUAUCAUGGCCUUCUUGAUCAAGGGGUUCUUGACCGUCAUUGCAUUUGGAAUUAAAGUUCCUGCCGGAAUAUAUAUCCCAUCAAUGGUUGUCGGUGGUUUGAUGGGACGGAUUGUGGGACACCUCGCGCAGUGGUUAGUGCUUGCCACGCCCGACUGGAGUGUUUGGGGUGGUUGUGCAACCGCAGCGGAUGGAACGUGUAUCCAGCCCGGAGUUUAUGGCCUCAUUGCCGCCGGUGCAACCAUGUGUGGCGUAACACGGUUGUCAGUGACUUUGGCUGUUAUUCUAUUCGAGCUCACUGGCAGUCUUGACUACGUUCUGCCCUUCUCCCUGUCGAUUCUUGUGGCCAAAUGGACGGCGGAUGCCAUUGAGCCAAACAGCAUCUACGACCUUCUUACGAACAUGAAUGCGUACCCAUUCCUGGAUAAUAAGCAUAAGCCUAUUUUCAGCGGCGACUUGACGGAUCUGGUCCGUCGACUACGGAGAGAACGAAUUAUAGAUAUUACAAAUUCGCCGUUGGUCCCUGCUUCAAGUCUGCGCAGCAAGCUGGAGAUCCUUCAUCGCCAUGGCGAACUGGAUGGCGGCUUGCCAAUCCUGAGAGAAGACGUCUUGGUGGGGCUUAUACCUGCUCCGGAUCUUCAAUAUGCCCUGGACCAGCUGCAAGAUGAAGGCUCAAACCUUUGCUUGAUGGACCAGGUUCCAAGCCUUGAUGAAGAUGAAGACAUUAAUGGGCCCGAUCCCACAGAUUUUACCCAAUAUAUUGAUCCAGCACCCGUUGCACUGGAUAUUCGAUCGCCGAUAGAUUUGGCGUGGGAAUGUUUUGUUAAGCUAGGUUUACGGUACAUUUGCGUCUUGAGGGACGGCAAAUAUGCUGGAAUGAUCCAUAAAAAGACAUUCGUUAAAUACACUCGAGAAUUAGAAGACGAGCAAGGUGGCCAUUAA